AUGCACAACUUGUUCCUGGGCGAGCUUCGUCACCACUGCCGCGACGUAUGGGGAAUCAACGUCAAGGACAAAUCAUCUGAUUCCCCUAAGCUCGCGCCGCACGACCCCGACGAGCAGCAAGUCUGGCUCGACAGGGUUGCGAGCUACGUUCGGAGGGGCUCACAAGCUCGUCUGUCCAAGAUCCGCAAAGGUUACAUCGCCGCGGUUGCAGAGUUGAACGACGCCAUGCCGACUGCCUCGAAGUUCGCGAAGAAGGACUAUAUUGCAUCUCUACUCCAAUGGUGGACGACUUCUCCGGGAGAGAUACGCCUGCCCCCCGUACUUGCAGAGCCAACUACGGAGUUCCAGCUCAUUCGAGAUCAGUACGACAUCUCGCGGUUCAGCAUUCUAGAUCAAGAAACUGUCACCAGCCUGCGCGCAGACAUCGCAGCCACCUCCUUUCCAUCGUGGCUGGAACGACCUCCGCGAAACUUUGGCAGCACCUCACACGGUAAACUGAAGGCCGAUAUGUGGCGGACCGUCUGUACGGUGAGUAUGGUCAUCACGCUCGUACGACUAUGGGGAGGUCGCGAGGCCACCGAGCGACAGCGGGCGCUGCUCGAGAACUUCGUCCAUCUGGUCUCCGCUGUCGACCUCGCCGCUCGCCGCUCGACGAACCAGGAACGCAUCGACAAAUACGAUCGUCAUAUGUUGGAUUAUCUCACGUCACUCCGUGAUCUCUUCGAUCACCAACUCGUUCCCAACCAUCACCUCUCCCUCCACUUGAAGGAAUGCUUGGAGCUCUUCGGUCCCGUCUCCGCGUGGUGGGCCUUCCCAUUCGAGCGGUUCAAUGGGUUGCUCCAGCGGCUCAGCACUAAUAGCCAGACAAGUGAUAUGCCCCUCACCUUCAUGCGUUACUUCUACCUCGGUGCUAACUUGCGGGCGUUGAUGGAAGAGACGGAUUGGCCUGACAAGCCUGAGUUUCGGGCCAUGAAGAACGCGUACCUCGACGCUGUGCGUGACGCCGUGCGCGGGACACGCCUGGCCGACUUCUACUCAGCCCAUGGCGACAUGGCUCACCCGGAGCUGUCCUCGGUGUUCAACGAGCACAAGCUGGAAAAUCUCCCCUCCACUAUCUAUGACACCUUGUAUACUCGGAUCUCCGUUCUGGAUGGGAACAUCUUCGCCCCGAUCUUCGCUGAGUUGGAUGAUCUCCGUCUGCGCCUUCCUCUUGGUGCUCAACACGUCUCUUCCUUCGCUCACCGCGGGGCGACAUACGCCACGAGCAUCUCAUCACGCAACAACUCGUUCGUACUCUUCGACACACCCGGCACCUCCGUCCCGAUGGCCGGCAUGAUCAAGGACAUAUUCCUACACGGUCGGCUGGUACAAGGCAAAGCGAUCAUAGAACCAUUCUUCGUGGUCGAAGAAUAUGUCCCCCUUUCACUCGAACAUGCUACUCUGGACCCUUACCGCCGCUUCGAGGACCUCGGGACCCGUCUUUUCUAUCACCGUACUACGGAAACUCCCAAGCUCCUCGCCCUCCAAGAUAUCCGGUGCCAUUUUGCGGGGAUGACGUACACCCCGGACGGCAUCGGCGAAGAAUGCAUAGUGGUACGGUCGCUUGAUCGGGUGAGUGUGAAUAGCACUAUAAAAUAA
Messenger RNA from Trametes versicolor FP-101664 SS1, 1638 nucleotides. RefSeq lists its product as uncharacterized. The record is from RefSeq and is a predicted model, not a curated record. The coding region runs from base 1 to 1638 and encodes 545 amino acids. Lineage: Eukaryota; Fungi; Basidiomycota; Agaricomycetes; Polyporales; Polyporaceae. The transcript has 3 exons.